CCGGUAGAAAUUCCAAGAAAGAUACAAGAACCGUGCUCAACGAUGAGCUUAGAGUGCAGCCAAACGCUGAAAGAACUAGCAACCGUGAUCAAGAAAAUGACACGUUCGUCAAUUAGUGAUCCGCAUAUCAAGAAUGCGGUAAUUGCAGCCAAGAGUCUGAAAUCGAUGAUGCAAAACGGGCCUUGGCCGGAAACGGAUCUUCUUAAUUUAAUCCCAGCUGCAACCGUGGCUUCGCUGCUCAUAGAAAUAGUCUCGUCCACGAUCAAGAUAUCCGACUCUGUUAGCCAACUUGCUUCUCUGUCGAAAUUCAAGACUUGCAAUAUCCCGCCGGUCCCGCAUGGAAUGUGCCCGGAGAAACGUACCGCGAGUCGUGGUAACGAAGGUUCCCAUACUUUUGGUGUUAUAGUUGAGUGAUAU
This is a messenger RNA of Erythranthe guttata (spotted monkey flower), 417 nucleotides long. The record is from RefSeq and is a predicted model, not a curated record. Lineage: Eukaryota; Viridiplantae; Streptophyta; Magnoliopsida; Lamiales; Phrymaceae.